AUGGCUGAGGAACCUUGCCAUCGCGUGUACGUGCGUGGCUUCGACUUCGGUACCUCUGAGGACGCGCUUCGCGAUCACUUCUCCCAGGCCGGUCCGGUGACUUCCGUGGAGCUCUGGGGCCGAGGUGCUGCUGCCGUCACCUUUGCCACAGCGGAGGCGGCUCAGGCUUCUCUGGCGCUUCACCGUACCACCGUGCCAGGGAACAAGCGCUUCGUCGAGGUGAAGCUGGAUGAUGACCCGUCGGCCGGCAAGCCUGGGUCCAAAGUGCUCGUUCGCGGCUUUGACUUCGGAACGACCGAUGAGCAGUUGAAGGAGCAUUGCUCCAAAGCUGGACAGAUUGCGAAUCUGCAGUGGAUCUCCAAGGGCUCCGCCCUCGUCACCUACAACUCCCCGCAGGAGGCGGAGAAUGCCGCGCAGAUCCUAAACAAGACGACCAUCGAAGGGAACAAACGCUUCAUCGAUGUGAUGCAGAAGGACGACAACUUCGACCCCCGCAGGAUGAUGAUGGGGAUGCCCAUGUUCUGGUAUGCCAACUUCGCUCGUGCGUGGUGGGGCAAGGGCAAGGGAAAGGGCAAGAGCGACAAGAAGGAGGAUCCUCCAGGUUCUGGCCGAGUGUUCGUUCGAGGCUUUGACUUUGGAACCACGGACGAGCAGCUGAUCGCGCACAUGUCCCAAGCAGGCGAAGUUGUCACAGUCCACUGGGUGUCCAAGGGCUCUGCCAUUGUCAUCUACAAGGAAGCGGCGUGUGCAGCCCACGCCGUCGCAACGUUGCAAAAGAGUGUGAUUGGGACGAAUUCCCGCUACAUUGACAUUGUGCUGAAGGAGAGUGAGCUGCUGCUUUUCGGUCUGGCAUGGCAGGCGGCAAGGCCCUCCCAAUGCGGCGAAAGUCAAGCUCUGAACUGGACUGCCGUGCGCGAGGACCUCAUCACCUAUGCCACACUGUCAGAGCCAGUGAUGCGAAGCCGGCGCUGCUUUGGCCUGGACCAAGGUGUUUGGUCCUACUGUGGCAUUGCUGCGAUGCGACUACUGCAGAUGCAGCCAGGUCUCAUCAGCAACUCGCAGGAGCGCAACCUGCAGUUGGCACAGCUGGAGAAUCCAUGCCGAAUUGGGCAGGUUGCUGCCGACAUUUUUUCCUUGAGUUUUCUCACGCCUGGAGAGCGUCACGGGAUGCUGUUCGUCACCGGUGACCGCUUCGACAAGCUCGGCAUGAGCUUUUCGGCGCUGAUGCGCUCGGGUUGGCCUGUCUUCGGGCUGCUGGCUCGUCUUUCGGAGGUCGUCGUUUUUUCCGGCCAGGCUCGGCCUAUAGAUUCGCAAUGUGCCGGGCCGGGGGCCUCUACGCCCUUGCUGCAGCUGCGGGAGGAGCUCUCCCAGCGCGUGGCAGAGCGUAAAGUGGCCACGGAGGCCCUAGCGAGACGCAUCCUGGCGUCCUUGGAGCGCCUCGAACCGAGGGAUCAGUUUCCAGAGCUUUCCCCAGGAUGUGGCAUGGCCGCUGCAGCGGCCUGGGCGGCCAUGGCAGAGGCUGCAUCUCUGCGAGAGGAUACGGCCGCCGAGAAUGCUUGCCUAGCACGGACAGAAGCCUUCGUUCGUGCUGUCUCCACCAACUACACCAUCCUAGACUGGCUCAGCACACAAUGGCCGACAUUCAGGCUGCUGCAUCGCAUGCAGUUCGGCUUGCUCCCCCAGGAAGCAGCUUCAGUUGAGGGAUUUUGGCUGCAAGAAGAUCUCGUCCCAAGGGAUCCCGACACCGGCGGGCAGAUGAAGUUUGCCUUCAACAAGGGCUUCGUCAGGCCGGAUGCGCUGUACAUUGAUGUUGCGGCGGAUAUCGUCGGCACAGACAUGCUCCGCACGCUGCCAGCUUUCUUUGGCAUGCGCGCGGCACGCCCCGGCGAGAGGUGGAACUUGGGGCUUGCGUACACCUCGAACGACUAUGACGACCUUGUUCCGUCCAAGGACCUUUGGCGCCUGAGGGGCACCAGGCAAAAGCUCCUUUUCGUGCCGGACCUCCAAGAGGUCAUCGGGGAGAAGGACCAACAAUGCCGGGCGUACUACGACGCGCUUGGCUCGUGGCAAGUGAGCGAUAGCCUCGGCCGCGAGGUGGGCGGCAUGCCGAAGUGCUUCGACAUGCCUGGUGCUGCAGAAGAGCUGCUUGCCUUUGCAUCGGAGAGCCCGAAGGAGGGCGGAUCGAUGGCUUUUGUUCGCAAGCCUGAAGGUGCAUGGGGCGGCCGAGGGAUUGAGAUCCGCUUUGGCGUGCAUCAUCUCCUUGGUGCUGAUGAUGCGGAGGCUGCUGCUGCUUGCGAAUUCCUGCCGCUGGAGGAUGCACAAUGCCUGGGACUCGACGCUGGUCCGGAGGGAUCCUCAGCUUCUGCGGCUGCUUGUAGCGAGGCCUGCUGCAGCUUGCGGGACGCCUGCGAAGCUUGGAACUGGCGCGAUGACGAGGGCUGUUGGGUCGGUAUCCCGCGCUUCUGCACGGAUUCCAACCCGAUGUAUCUGGGGGGUUGGCAGGGCGGCAAGAGGCCCCGCGGCUCCACGGCGGCUGCACCCAGCGCUUCUGCAAAGCAGAGAGCAGUGGUUCAGCAGUACAUACUGGAUCCUGUGCUUUACCAGUUGGAGGGCAUUUGGCCGCCCAUCACGGUGAAGACGGACAUCCGCAUUUAUGGGACUGUGGUAUCCAUGGACCCCUUCCGCUUCUACAUCAGCGAGUACGGAUACUUUCGCUCCGGAUUUCUGGAGAAGAAUUAUUCGGCCUCGAACAACGAAGAUUUUCAGGACGCGUUAAUGCACGUGACCCACCACAUUCCGAAGAUUGAGGCUGGCACCUACCAGUGCCCCACAGCGCCAAGCUGGGAUCAUCCGCGAGGUGCUGAGCACGACGCUGGCUCGGGAGGCUCUCUUCACAAGUGGUUCAAGAUCGCGGAGGAGCAGAAUGGUCUAGACCCAAAGGUGGUCUGGAAAAACAUCAAGCUUGCCCUCUCCAUUUUCUUGCUUGGCACAAGAGAUAAGCUGGACUGUGCCUCAAAUGCGAUCCGGCACGCCUGCGGCUCGGUGGGCUUCCACUUCUUUGCCGAUUUAGUCGUGGACCGGCGCGGCCGGGCCUACCUCAUGGAGAUCCACCCGACCCUCGCAGUGAAAUCUCCCGGUUUGGGGGACCCGGAGGCUGGCUGGGUCGAGGUCCUCACCCGGUCUACUCGGCAGGGCACACUUGGCAUCUCGCCUGCCAAUCAGUUCCCACACGCGGCUCUUGCCUUGCUUGGACUGCCCCCUACAGUAACCUGCGAACCUCGUGGAGCAUGUGAGAAUGUGAGACGUAAGAUGUCCCCUUUUGCACCAGCAAGGCUCCCUGGCGAUGAGCUUUAUUGGCUGGGCCGAUGCUCCUUAUCGUCGCUGGGUGGAGCCCUGGCACUUAUAAUACAGCCACCAGUGCAGACUCGCUCGCAUCGGCAUGAAAUUGUGUUUUCUCAUUUUUCUCGUUCUUGUUGUUUACCUGUCGGUCUGUCUGUCUGUCUGUCUGUCUGUCUGUCUGCAUCACUGCCAGGCAGCUCGACAGCGCUCGCUAGGGCUCGAGGUAGCAAUCACCACACAGGUCCUUCGAACCUGGGAAUCAACUGUUGUCCCCAUUUUUUCUUCAUGAUAGAGGUCGUUUGCACUGCCUGUGUUUGCGAUUGUCGGGAUGCAGCAGCGGCAGCAGCAGCACGGCAGGCGGAGGCAGAGGCCGAGGCAGAGGCAGUCCCCCUCUCUAUCGCUUGCACCACUACACUGUUCAUCCUCCCCACAUCUGUUUGGAACAAGAGAGCAUAG
This is a messenger RNA of Symbiodinium natans, 3795 nucleotides long. NCBI's taxonomy places the organism in Eukaryota, Dinophyceae, Suessiales, Symbiodiniaceae. The record is from the annotation of a GenBank genome assembly.